AUGUUACACGAUUCUCUAUCUCUAAUAACAGCAACUAAACCUGUCGGCGAGGUGUUCUUACUGGUCGGCACUGGAUCAUCUACUUGCUCUGCAGGUUUUACAAAUUCGAGAAUAAAGAAGUUGCUAGGUCUCGGUGUAAUCCCGGUGGUGGUUAAUCCAUCAACUCCAAAUCAUGUUAAAACAAUUUUAAAAGAAUUCGAGCCCAACCAGGUGGAGCUCAUCGAAAAAGAAUUUACAUUAUCAUAUUUGACUACGUUGGGACGUCAAAUCACGGGUAAAGUUGUCGAUAGAGUAAUUGUCAAUUUGCCAUACAAUCAAGGAGAUACAGUUAAAGACAUAUACGAUCAAUGUAUCAAGCUAAGAAUACCUAUUAAUACCUACCAACAGCCAGAAUACUCUACUUUUAGUAUGAUUCCAACUUACAAUGAUUCCGGUAACAGCGGAUUGCAAAUUUCUGUAACCACUAAUGGUAAAGGUUAUAUUCUUGACGACAGAAUAAGAAGGGAAAUUGUGAAUAAAUUACCCUCGAAUAUUUCGGAGAUUGUGAAGAAUAUGGGACAUUUAAGAGACCAGCUGAUAGCUCAGAACAAUUUAGACUUAUUCACAAAUAAGUUCAAACAAACGGACUUAUUGAGAAAAAAUUUGGGAUUUGGCUUAGAUUGUGAUAACUGGGAAAGUCAUAAAUUUAAUGAAUUAAUAAAAGAUUUUGAAACCACAAAAGAAAAUCAACAGUUUGAAAGAACAAGAUGGCUCUCUCAGAUCAUCGAAUAUUUUCCAUUUUCUGACUUAUCUCAAAUAAAGUUGAGUGACCUGCAGGGAAACUCGUUAUUAAAGAGUGUUUCUAUUGAUGGGCCAACUGAUUACCAACAGAAACUACCAUUACGUAAGACAGGAUCCAUAUCGCUGGUUGGAACAGGUCCAGGUUCUGUAUCGAUGCUGACAUUAGGCGCAUUGAAAGAAAUUAAAACGGCUGAUAUAAUAUUGUCUGAUAAACUGGUUCCACAGCAAAUUUUAGACCUGGUCCCAAGCGAUACAGAGCUUUUUAUUGCCAGAAAAUUUCCAGGAAAUGCAGAAAGAGCCCAGACGGAAUUAUUGGAAUUGGGUUUGCAUGCCUUGAAAAAUGGGAAGAAGGUUGUUCGUUUGAAACAAGGUGAUCCAUAUAUAUUCGGUCGUGGUGGUGAAGAGCAUCAAUAUUUUCAUGCAAAUGGCUUUAAACCAACUGUCCUUCCAGGCAUAUCUUCUCCUUUAGCCUCGACAGUUACUGCGGAUAUUCCAGCGACGCAGCGUAACGUUAGUGACCAGGUUUUGAUUUGCACGGGUACGUCUAAGGACGGCGGUGUUCCAAACGUCCCUGAAUAUGUCAGUACGCGGACUACAAUAUUUUUAAUGGCAUUGCAUAGGGUAAAAAUUUUGAAAGAAGCAUUGAUAAAAGCAAAUUGGAGCCCUAAUAUCAAGGUAGCUAUAGUUGAAAGAGUAUCAUGCCCUGAUCAAAGAAUAACAACUACCCUACUCAAAUAUUUGCCAUCUGUCGUUGAGGAGAUUGGUUCAAGGCCUCCAGGUCUUCUCGUAAUUGGUCCAAGUGUCGGAAUAUUAUCGAAGGAUCCGGUUGCUUUGGAAUUCAAUGAUUCCUGCAAAUACCAUAUGAAAGAGGGUUAUCAACUUUGUGAAGUUGAGCUUGAUGAGCUUUUAGUGAAUAGUAAUAUCAAUUCCAUUUUAUAG
Messenger RNA from Kazachstania africana CBS 2517, 1719 nucleotides. It is a transcript of the gene MET1, whose product is annotated as uroporphyrinogen-III C-methyltransferase. Bases 1 to 1719 code for a protein of 572 amino acids. Lineage: Eukaryota; Fungi; Ascomycota; Saccharomycetes; Saccharomycetales; Saccharomycetaceae. Gene Ontology annotation, biological process: siroheme biosynthetic process; sulfate assimilation. Gene Ontology annotation, molecular function: uroporphyrin-III C-methyltransferase activity. The transcript has a single exon. The record is from RefSeq and is a predicted model, not a curated record.